Messenger RNA from Ambispora gerdemannii, 138 nucleotides. The record is from the annotation of a GenBank genome assembly. NCBI's taxonomy places the organism in Eukaryota, Fungi, Glomeromycota, Glomeromycetes, Archaeosporales, Ambisporaceae.
AUGGAAAAAAUGAUAGCUGCUUAUAAUUUACUUAGUCCCGAACAAAAGAAGGAGUUGGAAAGCGAAAAAAAGGAUGCCGAAAAGACACUAAAAGAGUUUCAGGAGGCUACUAAACUGAACGAGCAAGAAAAUAAAUGA